UUGUGCUGACAUAUAUUCCUCUUUUAUAACUUUUCAACGACAACAGCAUCGAAUAAUUUGUCCAAUUAGCCAACAAAGCACACAUCACAGGCCUGUAUCUCAUCGAAGGAGGCGUUGUCACGGUCAGUUGGCCAACAGGUAGCGUCGCAGUCGCGACUAAAAGGUGUAUUGCCACUGGCUAAUCGGGUGGGCGAACAUGACCCAAGGCACAGCAAAAAUGAGUGCCAGAGUGUGUGUCACUUCGAGGAAGUUUUGCUCGCAAUAGGGAGGUUUUAUUUUGACAGUGCGAUACGGGAGCGGCUAGCGCGAUGUCCAGCACCACGGUGUGUCCCUGAGCGAAGCCGAGUAGCAUCGAGUAGCGCGCGUACGUCGCGUAAGAUCAGAAAUAUCGCCGCUCCGGGUCUCAGCCAGUUGGUGACGAGCGGGCGCGCUGUGUGCACCUGCAUGUGUCACUUGUGAAUGCAGUGCGAUCAGGGCGCGUAAUAUCUGCCUACGCGUUGUUACGCACGAGUAACGCGCAGUGCACCGUACGUGACGUUGUUAUUGUUGUUGUUGUUAUUGCUGCCGUCGCCGUUGCCGCCGCUGCCGUGAUCGACACCGACGACGCCGACGCUGUUGCCGCAGCCGUUUAUCCGCGUGCACGCUCACCACGAGUCAGUACGUUGCCGGUACGUUGUCGUAGCGAGAGCCCGAUGCGGGACUGAAAGAGCAUCAAACGCCGUCGUCACCGAUGAGUUUGGCCUGCUGUUCGCUGCUGCCUUUCUAACGUAAGCGUGUGUGAUGCCCGGGAGCCGCUCCAGCACGGACCCAGAGCACAAGUCACCGCGGGAAAGUGGUGAAGAUUCUGAGGAUGAAAGCGAGAUCCUGGAAGAGAGCCCCUGCGGGCGGUGGCUUAAACGUCGGGAAGAGGUAUAUGUAGGUUCCAAAUCCACAUUAGCUGAAGGUACUAACUUUGGAUCGACAAGAGGAACUGAAAACGAAGUUACGGAAAUGGAAGUGGAACAUAGAGAUGUUCCAGGUAUUGACUGUGCCUACUUGGCAAUGGAUACAGAAGAGGGUGUCGAAGUGGUAUGGAAUGAGGUGCAAUUCUCGGAAAGAAAAAAUUUUAAAGCCCAGGAAGAAAAGAUACAGCUCGUUUUUGAGAACCUCACGCAAUUGGAGCACCCUAACAUUGUUAAAUUUCAUAGGUAUUGGACAGACACUCACAAUGACAAGCCCCGAGUUAUAUUUAUAACAGAAUACAUGUCAUCUGGAUCCCUGAAACAGUUCCUAAAACGAACAAAACGUAAUGUAAAAAAGUUGCCUCUACAAGCAUGGAAACGGUGGUGUACGCAAAUACUUUCUGCGCUCAGUUAUUUGCAUUCCUGUUCACCUCCCAUUAUACAUGGAAAUCUUACUUGUGACACUAUAUUUAUUCAACAUAAUGGACUUGUAAAAAUUGGUUCAGUAGCUCCGGAUGCAAUUCAUCAUCACAUCAAGACUUGUAGAACGAACAUGAAGAAUAUGCAUUUCGUGGCCCCAGAAUAUGGAACUGUUUAUUUUCUCUGUCAAGAUUCCGUCACACCAGCCAUUGAUAUUUAUUCAUUUGGAAUGUGUGCUCUGGAGAUGGCUGCGCUGGAAAUUCAGGGAAAUGGUGAUACGGGUACAACUGUUACCGAAGAGAACAUCCGGAAGACAAUAGAAUCUUUAGACGAUGUUCAACAAAAAGACUUUAUUCGUAAAUGUCUUGAGGUGGACCCACUUAGUAGACCGAGUGCGAGAGAGUUGCUAUUUCAUCCCGUUCUAUUUGAAGUACAUUCUCUCAAGUUACUCGCAGCGCACGCCUUGGUCAAUUCAGCUACUAACAUUUCGGAAACGAUCACAGAUGAAGUGUUACAAAGGCUAUAUGGACCAGAUACCGUAGUUGCCGAAAUAAAGUAUCAAGGGCUGCCGCCGCAACAAAUUCGAUUAAGUGAUAUUCCCGUUACGGAAAAGUUAGAAAAAUUUGUUGAAGAUGUAAAGUACGGAAUAUAUCCAUUGACUGCAUUUAUGGCGAAAUUGCCGCCGCCUGUCCGACCGAGGGCAAUAUCGCCCGAAGUGACAGAAUCGGUUAAAUCGGUUACACCCGAGCCCGUGGACGUGGAGUCUCGAAGAGUAGUUAAUAUGAUGUGUAAUGUUAAGCCUAGGGAAGAUAGUAAUGAAUUACUUUAUGUUUUGCAGAUGACAAUAUUGUUACGAAUGGACGACAAGAUGAAUAGACAAUUGACAUGUCCUGUGAGCCAAACGGAUACUUCGAUGCUUCUUGCGCAAGAACUUGUACAUUUUGGGUUUAUUAAUGAAAACGAUCGUGAUAAAAUAGCCAAUUUAAUUGAAGAAGCAUUGAGGAGAUACUUCAACAAGCAAAUGGUAACGCCGGGAAUGGUAUCGUUAACCAAUCUUCCUACUCAAACUACUUUAUUGCUGCCUGGUUCGGAAUUUCCAUGUCUGCAACACUUUGACAAUUCCAUGUGCAACGCCACAACAUCCAAUAGUGAUAGUGCAACUAACCUGCUGCCAAAAACCUCAGGUAUACCCGUGUCAAGUAACAAAACGAGUAAACUUCACGAUGAUGCAGAACCGCCGACAAUCAGCGAGAGCGGUAGUUAACCAUCCAGGACGUCUGACAACUCAGUUCACUGUGCCACUUUGCACGCUUUAUGUAUAGACUGGCUAUGUAUUUUUAUAUUUAAGUAAACAGAAAAGGGGAGAGGAAUGGAAGUAAAGGUGGGAGGGUGCCGUGGCUACACCUUUAAGGUAGAUACGACUGGAAAUUAAGACCUGCUUAGCGUUUCAUUACUUUCAUGUCUAGGCGAUCAAAGUAAGAAAUCUGUUGUAAAAUUUCGUUGGCCUUUUUUAUAUUUUAGAGAUUUUAUGUUGCGCAGAUUGUUACCUGUUAUACCGUUAUAUACAGGUAUGCGAUGAAUUAACAAAGAACGUAUAAAUUUACUGUAAAAAGACCAAAUAUUUGUGAUUGUAUAAUUAAGAGAAUAGUUAGAGGUCUGCUGAAUAUCAAUUCAUAUUUACACGAAACUAUAUACGAUUUGAUACUUACCUGUCGUGAUCCAACGGGAUACAAUUAUGAGAGUUUAUUAUGUAUUGUCUUUCUCGUAAUGUCUUUUAGAAUUACAAGAGGUGAAAAAUUAAUCCGCCAAAAGUGUAUAUUCCGCUCUGCAGGAAUGACGAUGUUUACCAUAAAAUUUAUUUUGUGCGUACAAAUUGACAAGAAUCAAUUUAAUCAUACGUACAAAACUAUCUUUUCACUGUAUACCUAUUAUAAAAUUGAUUAAUAUUAAAAGAAAUAUUGUAUAGAUCUAAAGCUCCUUUCAGGCGAAUUUUUCGAAUCAUCUCUCAUCACUCUUCUUGUUUUUCGUCAAAAUACUCAGUGUCUUAUAAAGUCUGUCUAAACAUGAGCGAAUAUAAGUAUUCGCGGAAAGAAAGUAGCAUGCUUGUCUAAUUGUCAUACUUUUUUUGUUUUUUAAUUAGGAAAAAAAUGUAAUAUUGGCUCAACAAAUUAAUAAUCGUAUAAAAGCCACGGCCCUGCUCUAUACUUGGGUAUUAUUGAUGUGAUUAAACCAAGGUUAUUAAAUUUCGAUAAAAUUAGCUGAAAUCCUUGUAAAUACUUUAUAUUUUUAAGAAAAAUCUGUUGACACAGAAAACUAGUCAUAUAGGUAUAUUCGAGUGCUAACAGACUAACACAGAUCUUAUUACGUCUUUUGCAUUUAUAACACGUGCUUGGCCAAGAAAUACCGCUCCAAUUUCAUACCUCGGUCGAAUCAAUUUCAGUGAAGCAUUUCUCAUUAAGUAAACGACUAACCCUACUAGAGGUAACUACUACCUACAACAACAUAAACUUCGAUCUUAAGUAUGUAAGUAGAUUAUCAAACUAAAUUGAAUGUGUAUAGCUUUAUAAUACAAAUUAUAAACGACGAAAAGCGCGACGACUGACUCGUGGAUAUUAUGAAAGGGCUGUACGAUGACAGUGAUAAAUAAAUACUUUAACUCGAAAA
This is a messenger RNA of Linepithema humile (Argentine ant), 4025 nucleotides long. RefSeq names its product MLF1-adaptor molecule (gene Madm). Lineage: Eukaryota; Metazoa; Arthropoda; Insecta; Hymenoptera; Formicidae. Gene Ontology annotation, cellular component: endomembrane system; cytoplasm. Gene Ontology annotation, molecular function: protein serine/threonine kinase activity; ATP binding. The record is from RefSeq and is a predicted model, not a curated record. Gene Ontology annotation, biological process: intracellular signal transduction; protein phosphorylation.